GUAAACAGCCCGACCCGGGAAAGUCGAGUUGUGGCAGCGUCAGGGUGUCGCGGGGCAGCGGGGCAGAGGUCCCUGCGCUGACAUUCGGAGGCCGACAUGACGGCCCCAGGUCACAGCCUCCUCGCGCCGCUGUUGGAGACUUUGGAAGACCCCUCGGCCUCCCAUGGAGAGCAGACCGACGCUUACCUGGCUCUGACCAGUCGAAUGACUGGAGAAGAAGGAAAAGAAGUCGUUCUAGAAGUUGAGAAAAAACUUCCUAGUCUGUACGAAGCUUUAAAGACUCAUAUUUCCAGUCAAAACUUGGAGCUCAGUAGUGCUGCUCUACAGGCUUUGGGAUUUUGCUUAUAUAAUCCCAAAAUUGCCUCUGGGUUAUCAGAGGCAAAUAUUCAGGAACUGCUUUCAAAAUUGAAUGAUAUUGUUAAGAGUUCGGAUAAAAAUGUACGUACCAGGGCACUUUGGGUGAUAUCCAAGCAGACAUUUCCCAGUGAAGUUGUUGGCAAACUGGUAUCCAGUAUAAUUGACUCAUUAGAAGUAGUGUUUAAUAGAGAAGAGAUACAUUCUGCCAUUGUUGAUUUUGAAGCCUUAAAUGUUAUCAUAAGGCUAAUCGAACAAGCCCCCAUUCAAAUGGGAGAAGAGUCAGUGAGGUGGGCAAAACUGGUCAUACCGUUAGUGGUUCAUUCAGCACCAAAGGUACAUUUGCGGGGAGCGACUGCCCUGGAGAUGGGCAUGCCAUUGUUGCUUCAGAGACAACAAGAAAUAGCAUCUAUUACAGAGCAGCUUAUGACCACUAAAUUAAUCCCAGAACUCCAAAAGCUAUUCAUGAAUAAAAAUGAGACAUAUGUGUUAAAAUUAUGGCCUUUGUUUGUCAAACUUCUUGGAAAGACCUUACAUCGAAGUGGGAGCUUCAUCAAUUCUUUGUUACAGCUAGAAGAACUGGGAUUCCGUAGUGGAGCACCCAUGAUAAAAAAAAUAGCAUUUAUUGCUUGGAAGAGUUUAAUAGACAAUUUUGCUUUAAAUCCAGAUAUACUGUGUAGUGCAAAAAGACUCAAGUUGUUAAUGCAGCCUUUGAGUUCCAUCCAUGUGAGAACAGAAACUCUAGCAUUAACAAAACUAGAAGUCUGGUGGUAUUUACUGAUGAGACUUGGACCUCAUCUUCCUGCUAAUUUUGAACAGGUUUGUGUACCUCUAAUUCAGAGCACAAUAAGCAUUGAUUCUAGUGCUUCACCUCAGUUUAAUUCAUCCCGUGUGACUACUUCUCCAGGUUUAAACUCUAUGACUCCUGUACAUAAAGGUGCUUCCCCAUAUGGAGUUCCUGUAAAUCCCCGGUUGAGCAUGAGUUCAAAUUUAAGUGGAAUGGCCACAAUCCCUUCCAUUCAACUUUUGGGACUUGAAAUGUUGCUUCAUUUUUUGUUGGGGCCAGAAGUCUUGAAUUUUGCUAAACAAAACAAACUUGUACUGAGCCUAGAGCCACUUGAACAUCCGUUAAUCAGCAGCCCUUCUUUUUUUUCCAAACAUGCAAAUACACUUAUUACUGCUAUUCACGAUAGCUUUGUUGCAGUUGGAAAAGAUGCUUCUGAUGCAGUUGUCACUGCUAUAUGGAACGAGCUAAUAAGCCUGGUGAAAUCAGUUACUGAAUCGGGUAACAGAAAAGAGAGACCAGGUUCUGAAGUUUUGACCCUCUUACUAAAGUCUUUGGAAAGUAUAGUGAAGUUAGAAGUAUUUCCUGUAUCGAAAACAUUGGUCCUCAUGGAAAUUACAAUUAAAGGACUUUCUCAGAAAGUAUUAGGUUCACCAGCAUAUCAGGUUGCUAAUAUGGAUAUUCUUAAUGGAACUCCAGCUUUGUUCUUAAUUCAGUUACUUUUCAACAACAGUCUCUUGGAAUGUGGUGUAGCAGAUGAAAGGUUUUUUCUCAAUCUGGAAAGUCUUGUAGGGUGUGUUCUUUCUGGUCCAACUUCACCACUAGCAUUCAGUGACUCUGUUUUAAAUGUCAUUAAUCAAAAUGCAAAGCAGUUGGGAAAUAAGGAGCAUCUCUGGAGAAUAUGGAGUAUUAUAGUCACCCCGUUAACUGAGUCAAUUAAUCAGACCAAUGAAGUCAAUCAAGGUGAUGCCUUAGAACAUAAUUUUAGUGCCAUUUAUGGUGCAUUGAUUUUACCAAUAAAUCAUAUUUUUUCAGUACAGAAAUUUCCUGUGGCCACUAUGAAGACCUUACUUAAAACUUGGUCAGAACUGUAUAGAACGUUUGCUCGCUGUGCUGCUUUGGUGGCAACUGCAGAAGAAAAUUUGUGCUGUGAGGAACUUUCCUCUAAAAUAAUGUCUGGUUUGGAAGAUGAAGGCCUUUCAAAUUUGUUUUUCUUGGAUAGAAUUGUUCAUAUUAUUAUGGUGAUGGUUGACUGCAUUGACUUCUCACCGUACGAUCUUAAAUAUCAACCCAAAGUUAAAUCACCACAGAGACCUUCAGAUUGGUCCAAAAAGAAGAAGGAGCCCCUUGGAAAAUUAGCUUCUUUAUUUAAACUUAUUGUGAGAGUGAUCUAUUCUUUCCACACUCUGAGCUUCAAGGAAGUACAUUCUGAUACUCUCCUCGCUAUUGGAAGCUCGAUCACCAGUAUUCUUUCCACUGUACUUGGACAUAUUUCUUUGCCUUCUAUGACCCGAAAAAUAUUUGCAACCCUAACAAGACCUCUGGCAUUACUUUAUGAAAGCUCAAAACUUGAUGAAAUUCCUAAAGUGUAUAGUUGUCUGAACAACAAGUUAGAAAAGCUACUUGGAGAAAUUAUUGUUUGUCUACAGUUCACUUAUACUGGAACUUAUGACAGUGAACUUCUUGAACAUCUUGCUCCACUAUUGUGCAUAAUUUUUCUGCACAAGAACAAACACAUUAGAAAACAGAGUGCUCAGUUUUGGAAUGCCACAUUUGCCAAAGUGACGAUGUUGGUUUAUCCUGAAGAAUUAAAGCCAAUACUAAAACAAGCCAAACAAAAAUAUUUGCUUCUGUUGCCUGGUUUGGAAAAUGUUGAAAUGAUGGAGGAAUCCAGUGAACCAUACUCAGAUGCAACAGAGUAUUCACAAUUAAAUAUGAAGAUAAGUGGCAUGGAAAAGAAAUCAAGCAGAAAAAGAGAUUCCUUUUUGGCACAAAGAAAGGAGAAGAAGGAGUAUAUGAAAUCAUCAGUCAAACUGAGACGAGAAUCUUCAUCUUUGAAAGUGAAGAGUCAAAUGCUUUUGGAAGAAGAGAAGUCUGCUGACUUUGUGUUUAUACCUCCAGAAGGAAAAGAAGUAAAAGAAAGAAUAUUAACUGAGCAUCAAAAAGAAGUACUCAAAACAAAGCGAUGUGAUAUUCCUACCAUGUAUAAUAAUCUGGAUGUUUCACAAGAUACCUUACUAUCUCAAUAUAGUCAGGAAGAGUCUAUGGAAAUCCCUACUUUAACCAAAAAACCAAAGGAGGAUUCUCAGAUGAUGAUUAAGGACGAACAAAUGGAGAGUGACAUUAUCAUUUCCCAAGAUGUCACGGGAAACUGUGGUAUGGAUGAACAUCUUGCAAAGGCUUCCCUUUCAAAUAAUGAGUGUAGUACCAUUUGUGAAACAAAUUCAAAAAUACUGAGCAGUAAUGAUGAUGCCAGAAAGAAAGCUUUCAAGAAAACUUCAACUGAGUGUGCAUCUAGUGCAGAAAAUUCUUUUGCUGGCCCUAGCCCAGUUUCUAAUGCCACUAUUUCUGGAACUCCCCUACAUCCAACAAGUCGGAGGCAGACCUUUAUUACCUUGGAAAAGUUUGAUGGCUCAGAAAAUAGACCUUUUAGCCCAUCCCCUUUGAAUAAUAUGUCAUCAGCUGUUACAGUGAAAAAUAACCAGGGAAGCAUGACUAAUAUACUAAUUUCACCAAAAGCAAAGAGAAGAGAAGUGAAUCUUUCAAAAUCUGACUCUGACAAAAUAGUAAAGGGAGUUAAGAGAGCAGGCCGGAGGUCAGGUAAAGCUGAACAAACAGGUAAUAAAAGGUCUAAGUCCUUAAUGAAACCUGAACAGGAGAAAAAUACUAAGAAAUCUAUGGAAGGCAUGAUAGCCUUAGAAAAUAGUCCACCUAGUUUUCUUAAUCAGACAGAAUGUGUGUCAGAUAAUCAGGCUCAUCUUUCUGAAUCUACAGUGGAGUAUGAAGGCACAAAGCUUAAACCAGCAAUAGAAAGCACCGUGUCAUUGGAAAACAAUGUAGAACAAGAGAAUGUGGGAAUUAAUUUGGAAUCCAAAGAAAAUACACCCCCAGCAGUAAUACCAGCAGAUCAAAUGGUUAAUGAGGAAAGCCAAGUUCCAACAACUCCAAAUCAAAAAACCCUUAGAAGGUCUUCAAGGCGACGUUCAGAGAUAGCAGAGUCAACCCCUGAUAGCCAAGAUAAAGAAAAUAAUCAUCAAAAAAAGGAAAGACGUAAGGAUGAAGAAAAACCUCUCCAGAAGAGUCAGUUGCAUGUUAAAGAUGAUGUUUUACCUAAGCCAAAACUGAUUUCUGAGCAAACUGUACAGGAAAAUUUAAUAGAGAAAGGAAAUAGUUUACAUGAAAAGACUUUUGGGGAAACCAGUGCUAAUGCUGAAACUGACCUAAAUAAAAGAAUGCCAGACCUUGAAAAUACCAAAUCUGAGGGAGAUGGUCCCCAGGACAAUACAGAUAAGUCCUCUGAGAAACCAGUAAGAGGGCGAACACGGUAUCAAACAAGAAGAGCAUCUCAGGGUUUGCUUUCCAGCAUUGAAAACUCAGAGUCUGAUAGUUCUGAAGCAAAAGAAGAAGGUUCAAGAAAGAAGAGAUCUGGCAAAGGAAAAAACAAAGGCAAUGACAUUGUUGACAUUGAAUAUCAAGAAGAAAAAAUGGUAAAACAAGAAUGUGUGAAAGUGGAAAAUCAGGCACAUGAUUAUAAAGCAAGUUCUGAAGUAGAUGUAGACCUAAGAACUCAAAUUUGUGAAAAAAAAGAUGAAAGUACUGUAAUACUCGAGGAUUCUAUGCUAUCUUCAGAUUUAUCACAAGUUUCUGAUAUACCAAAUAUUUGUGAGGAAAAAAAUAAAACUAGCAUAUGUGCAGAAUAUUCCUUUCUAAGUCCAAUUGUGCCAGAAUCCAAUCUAAGGACUAGAAAUGCUAAUAAGAGAUUACAAAAACAAGAAUCUAUUGAUACUAGUAGUCUGGGAGAAUCCUCAAAAAUAGGGACAUCAGAUAUCUCUUUGCUUUCUGAAAAAUCUUUACAAACACCUGAAUGCCAACACAAGAGAAGUAGGAGAGUAAGGAGAUCUAAAAGUUGUGAUUGCUGUGGGGAAAAGUCACUGCCCCAGGAAAAAUCACUCAUUGGUUUAAGGAAUACAGAAAAUUGUGAUGUAAAUAUCAGUGAAAUGAAAAAGACAGACUCACAAACAACUGUAACUGUCUCAGAAACUUCUAACAGGAACAAUUUGUGUUCCGAAGUUUUAGAUGAGUAUCAUAGUGUGAAUUUUCAUUUGGGUCUCAAGGAAGAGAGUGAUACUGUUAACGACUCAUUACUUGUUUCCAAAACUGAGUUAAAAGAAACUACCGUUCAGGAAUGUCUUGAAAGCCAAAGAAUUAGCCCAUGUUUAGGUGAGUCCAAAGACACUUCACAGGAAUUUUCUCCUAUGGAGACUGAAGAAGAAAAACCAGACAAUACCCUGGUAAAAGAGACAAGUAUAAAGAAUGUUGUUAGUGUUGAAGACAAUGUAUGUGAAGUAACAACAAAAUCAAAUUUAGAGGAAGUAGAAGCUAUGGAAUUGGAUAUAGAAAGUGACAAAUCUGAAGUUAGCGUCCCUGAACUAGAAAGUGCCAAAAUUGUUAUUUCUGAAGAAGUGGCAAUGGCAAACAGUAUUGAAAAAAGUAAUAAACCUGAAGCAGACACAGAUGAACUGAAUGCUAAAGAAGUAGCACCUGAAGAAUUUAAUUCAGAUAUUAGUCUUUCUGAUAUUACCACAGUUGUAAAAGUGAAUUAUCAAACCGAGAUUUCUGAACAAACAGUUUGCAAUCUAAAUGGGGGAAAGGAUGAACCUGAUCCAAGCUCAUCUGAAGAAGUGAAUGCUGAAAUAGAAAAUUGUGCAGGAAUUAACACAGCAGUAGAUGCUGAAUCUCACCAUCCCAAUGAGACAGAGGAUAGGGAUAUGAUCACCAAAACCUCUAAACAUGAAGCUGAAACAAAAAGCUUGAAUGCAGUAAUAGACAAUGACACAUUUGAAAUGAACAGUGAAGAAGGGAAGAUUGACUCUAAUAAAACUGAAAUACAGACUGAACUUAAUAAAUCCAAAGAAACAAAUCCAGAUGACAGUCGAGCGAUAGUAGGAAAUGAAGAUAAUUUACAAGAAAUUCUCCAUAUUUCUGGGAAAGUGGAGGAUGCAUCACAGUCUGUGACAUCUGAAACAGCUGUCUCUGAACUGAUAACAGAAGAUAAUACAACUCCUCAAAAAUUAAAGGAACUUAGUACCUUAUUUCUGUCAGCAAAUGAGAGUCCUAGUGGCACACAGACACGUUGUGUCUGGUCUCCUUUGGCUUCUCCAUCCACCAGCAUUUUAAAGAGAGGACUGAAAAGACCCCAAGAAGAUGAGAUCUCAUCACCUGUCAAUAAGGUUCGCCGUGUCUCCUUUGCAGAUCCAAUAUACCAAGCAGGAUUGGCAGAUGACAUUGAUAGGCGAUGCUCUAUUGUUAGGUCCCAUUCUUCAAAUAGUUUUCCCUUAGUAAAAAGUGUUAAAACUUCACCUACUUUACAAUAUAAGCAUAAUACCACUUCUGCCAAAGGAUAUCUGUCCUCAGGAUCACGUAGCCCUAAAUUUAAGAGCUCAAAGAAGUGUUUAAUCACAGAAAUGGCAAAAGAAUCUGUGCCUUGCCCAACAGAAAGUGUUUACCCAGCCUUAGUGAACUGUUUGGCACCAGUUGACAUCAUUUUACCUCAGAUUACAUCAAACAUGUGGGCAAGAGGCCUGGGACAACUUAUUAGAGCCAAGAAUAUAAAAACAAUUGGUGAUUUGAGUACUCUUACACCGUCUGAAAUAAAAACACUUCCUAUUCGGUCUCCAAAAGUGUCCAAUGUAAAAAAGGCUCUGAGAGUUUAUCAUGAGCAACAGGUGAAGUCUCGUGGACUAGAAGAGAUUCCAGUUUUUGAUAUUUCUGAAAAAACAUUAAAUGGAAUCGAAAAUAAAUCUCUGUCUUCUGAUGAGGAAAGACUUGCCUCAGAUUUGGUUGAUCCCGUGGCGUUAGAACCUCCAUUAUCUAAAAACCUUGUGGCCCAGAUUAAUAAUCUUGCUCUUCAGCUGGAUUCAGAGGAUCUCCAUAAUUAUUCAGGAAGCCAGCUAUUUGAAAUGCAUGAAAAACUGGGUAGUAUGGCAAACUGUAUAAUAAGAAAUCUACAGUCACGUUGGAGGUCACCAACCCAGGAAAAUUCUAUUUAGAAUUUUCAGACAAUUGAAGUUUUGUGUGUAGGUGUGUGUUUUGUUUGUUUGCUUGUUCAUUUGUUUGUUUCUUUUAACAUCACUGGAUUUCUUGAUUGUUAAAAUAAGUUCUGAAGUUUAGCACAAUUUCAGAGAAGAAACUAUUUGUAAAGUUGAUAACAUUUUAAACCCCAAAGGACAAUGACUUAUGUAAGUUAAAUUUUAUAAUUUCA
This is a messenger RNA of Tupaia belangeri chinensis (Chinese tree shrew), 7619 nucleotides long. RefSeq names its product replication timing regulatory factor 1 (gene RIF1). Gene Ontology annotation, cellular component: nucleus; chromosome, telomeric repeat region. The record is from RefSeq and is a predicted model, not a curated record. NCBI's taxonomy places the organism in Eukaryota, Metazoa, Chordata, Mammalia, Scandentia, Tupaiidae. The transcript is spliced from 36 exons. The coding region runs from base 97 to 7407 and encodes 2436 amino acids. Gene Ontology annotation, biological process: telomere maintenance.